Molecule: messenger RNA, 1315 nt
Organism: Seminavis robusta
Lineage: Eukaryota; Bacillariophyta; Bacillariophyceae; Naviculales; Naviculaceae
Source: the annotation of a GenBank genome assembly
GACCACAGUCGCAAUUGCAACGACGCAACGAUCAUUGCAAUCAGCUACCACCAUAAGACAGCAUGAUAAAGGAGGUGUGAGGGACAGCACUUGACUUGUUACUGUGCUUGCUUUGACCACAGCGACGAAAAGCAACCCAUUGCCAUGGCUUCUCAAUUAUGGAAUCGAAUGGCGAUCUUGGGCCGUGAUGGUGUGACAAUCAGUCGAGCGUUUGCUCAAGCGGUCAGUCCCAUCCUUCGACGUCAAGACACCCACACAUCUUUCAGUGAUGCCUUUCGGAAUGUCAUUGUAUCACAGGCGAGACAAUCCAAUCAAGUUGCUGCUUCCCUGUUGUCCUUACAGCAACAAAUUGGUCUCAUUCAAUACCAUGGCGUGUCGGACUAUCUGCGACAACGACAAGGAUUGCUACAAUCAUCAUCAUCAUCAUCUGGUGGUGGCACGACUAUGUCAACGACAUCUGACAGCACAAGUCCUCCUUCUUCGGCUGGAGGAAACGUGGCCAAAGUUGCUUUUAUGAUCACCACGGCCAUGCGAAUAGAACUGACCGAGAGUCUAGGUUAUACAGCAGAAGGUAUCAAGUCUCUGACACCGAAAGAAGCCUCUUUGAUACUUCACCACAGCAUUAAACCAGAAAUGAAAGAGGAACAAUUGCCCGGCAUUCUGGAAGCUUACGAGGCAGAGAAAGAAAAAUUUCAACAAGAACAAGAAAAAAUCCAACAAGAACAAGAAAGGCAACAAGAGCAAGAAAAGUUAGAGUUGGCAGCACAAAAGGAAAUGGAGACCAAGGAGGCUCCACCUGAGGACACAAAGGAUACCAGCACUAUGCAAGAGCAAGAGAAUAAUCUGCAACUAUCAGGGGGAACAAGUGAAAAAGAACAAGAGUCUACACCACAAUCCAAACCAACGCCCUUUUCCUUGGAAACUCCAACAAUAGGUUUAGCAGACAAAAUACCCAGCAAUAGCAGCAGUGCCAAUGGUGGAAAAGCUGCUUUGGGCGACUUUGUUUCCAGCAUGGAUGGUCAAUCAGAAUAUGAUAAGCAAGAGUGGUAUGAAGUUGUCGAGACGAGAACAGGUGACAAGACAUCGUCUCCUGUUUUGCUCUUUUCUACUAAAGCGGAAGCGGAUGAGGCCAUGGAACUCAAGGAAACCUUCGCCGAACGAAGAGCAAAGGAAGACAAGGACAAUCAAGACAAUAUUCCAGCUACCACAUACAGUGUAAAUAGGACAUUAAAGUGACUAACAAAACUCGUGGUGGAAGGACCAAACUCUAUCUUAUGAAAUGUUUGUACUGUUACCAGCACAGAAGAGUGAAAAU